AUGGGACUGAGGCACAGCACCUGCUCCCAAGAGAGUUCGCCGAAAGAGGCAAGCUCGCAGCGGCCUUCUGUCGAAGGACACCGCGACGCUUCUCAACACACGCCCAAGAGCUCAAUUUUCCCCUCUAGGCAGGAGUUGACUCCCGAUCCUUCUCGAAAUGAGCCUAGUGACGUGCCAUGCGAGACAACAAAAUCGCAUGCUCAUGCCGCACACCCGACGGUACAAGGGCCGCAAGUCAGCGAUGCGUACUGGGUGUUUCAGCGACCACCAAAUAACCAACGCACCUUUUACUUCAAGGAGGACAAUCUCGAGUUCUCGUCGCAGUUCGACAGCGGCAACCUCAUUCAGGUGGAGCGGGUGGAUGCGUUCCAGUAUCGCAUGUACACCGCAAUGGACUGUGGCAACGCGCCCUGGCAGACCAACAACCGGCAGUGGUUCCACUUCUCCGUCCGAGGCGGCAGUAAGGACGCCAUCGUCACGAUCUGCUUCGUCGGCAUGGCGCACAGCAACAUGUUCACCUAUGAUUGGAUGCCGGUCAUGGCUGUUGUGCCAACGCGACCGCAGUAUAGUCGCAUCACUGGAAAGGCGCAUGUUGAGGCCCUAGAGACAAUGCCAGAAACUCCCGGAUACCCUCUUCUUGUGCACAAGCCCGUGUUGAAGGACGACGCCGACAGUGACAGGGGAGGUGAUGAGGGCAACAACGACGUUGACGAUGGUUCCCCAGCCACCACGAGUACUGGGGCCACUGGCGGAACCGCCUUCUCCAUCUCGCCGAUGAGCAAAGCAUCUGGGACCGGCACGAAGAAAAAGAAGAAGAACGUUGCUAUGAACCUCACCUUCAACUUCAAAAUCGAGGCGGAGAUCUCGGUAACAUAUACACCCCCGCAGGGACGUCCAGACGCGCCCGCAAUCUACAUUGCAAGCAAUCACCCCUACUCCUACUCCACAUUGCAAUGUAACCUUGCAACGUGGCAGGAGGAGGCUCUACGAAGUAGUGCGAUGCAGGAGAGCAGUGUACAGGUACCCGAUUACGUGGUGCUGCGCUCGAUCUCAGAGGAAGGUGGCGCGACGGAGUCUCACUGCCGAAGCAGUCUAACCAAGGCACCGGCUGGAAGCAGCGUCAAGAGUAAGAAGCGCGUUGGAAGCUCCAAAACCGACAACGUCGCUCUUUCGUACGGUGGGGCUCACAGUGGGAUCUACUUCCACCGCGAGGUUCUGUGCAAGUCGCUGGAGGGACGAGACAUUACACUCUUGACGAUUAGCGACUGCAGCGGAAUGACUCUAGAGCGGGCACACCUCAUUUCCAAGGAGGAUGGCCUUCCUUACUCCUCGGCUCUCGGCCAGACAGAGAGGCCUUUCUCCUUCUCUGGCAAACAGUACGUGGUGCUAACGGCUCGUGUACAUCCAGGUGAAUGCCCAGGCAGCCAUCUCAUGCACGGCUGCAUUGAUUUUCUAUUGAACUGCACGGACAGUCGUGCGGCAGCGCUGCGACGUAACUUUGUCUUCUACAUCGUGCCGAUGCUGAAUCCGGACGGCGUAGUACGCGGUCACAGCCGCGUCGACUCCAACGGUGUUGACCUUAAUCGCAUGUACAGGGACCCGUCACCUAAGCAGCACCCCGCGCCGUACGCAGUUCUCGCCCUUCUGCGGUCGCUGGGCAGCCAUGUAACACUUUUCAUCGACAUGCACGCCCACGCCAACAAGCGGGGCACCUUCUUAUACGGUAACAGCAUGGGUUGGGUAAACCAGAUAGAGAACUUGCUUUACGCAAAGUUGGUUGCGUUAAACACGCCCUAUCUGGACUUCCGCAGAUGCAACUUCUCGGAGGCUAAUAUGUUUGCCGCUGGCAAGUCUGGCAAGCGUAAGGACUCCUCCAGCCGUGUUGUGGCCUUCACGGAGACCGGUAUCGUGCACAGUUAUACAAUCGAGACUUCUCACGUCAUGGCUGACACGCUGAACCAGGUCAUCCCGAUGACGAGCUGUCAAGCCGAGCAGCUUGACACCACCCUUCCAAGCCCACUGCCUGUAAUGCACUCACCAGCGACCUUCCGCGACACCGGUCGCGCGAUGCUGUUAGGGCUUCUCGAUAUCAAGGGUAUGAAUCCGAUAAGUCGUCUGACCUUUACACAAUUCCACUCCACACGCGGGCUCGCUCUUUGGCUACAGAGGCAGCUGCAGAUCGAGUCAGCGGAAAUGCUUUUUACGCAGGCCUUCAAGAAGCAUGGCAAGGAGGUGCAGGCGACCACGAGCGAGUCUGGAGACGCUCUGCUCGCGGCCGUUAUGAAGAGCUUGACGGCAGAGGAGUACCCAGAUAAGAUCACCAUCAAAGGCGCACGACUGCUGCCCCGAACCACCUUCAGCGGUGUGCGCAGUUUUGUGCCACUGGAGACGGCCAUUAUGCUACUGUUGCAAACGGCGCCGACGGGGCCGCCGCGUUCGGUCCUGUACGGCAGCAGCAGCGGCGCGACUGCGAACGGCGCUACAGCUGGUGGAGGAACCGACGGUAAGGGCGGCGGCGACACUCAGCGCCGAGGUACGUCCCCUGCUACUGGUAUCAACAACGGAAACAGUGGUCCGAACGUGAUCCCACCGGCGGUAAUCGCGACGCGGCGGCGUUCGAAGCCCAAUGUGACUCCCGAGAGUACUAGAGUGGAGGUGUAG
Leishmania braziliensis MHOM/BR/75/M2904 is the source of this 2661-nucleotide messenger RNA. RefSeq names its product putative zinc carboxypeptidase. Gene Ontology annotation, biological process: proteolysis; protein deglutamylation. Lineage: Eukaryota; Euglenozoa; Kinetoplastea; Trypanosomatida; Trypanosomatidae. The coding region runs from base 1 to 2661 and encodes 886 amino acids. Gene Ontology annotation, molecular function: zinc ion binding; metallocarboxypeptidase activity. The record is from RefSeq and is a predicted model, not a curated record. The transcript has a single exon.